Messenger RNA from Vespa crabro (European hornet), 11985 nucleotides. Its product is annotated as mucin-12-like. Lineage: Eukaryota; Metazoa; Arthropoda; Insecta; Hymenoptera; Vespidae. The transcript is spliced from 4 exons. Gene Ontology annotation, molecular function: chitin binding. Gene Ontology annotation, cellular component: extracellular region. The record is from RefSeq and is a predicted model, not a curated record. Bases 298 to 11085 code for a protein of 3595 amino acids.
AUAAGAGUAGCCCUCGACUGUUCCAACAAGGAGAGAGAGAGAGAGAGAGAGAGAGAGAGGGAGGGAGAAAGAGAGAAAAAGGGUGGAAGAGAAAGAGUGUUCUUGUCGUUUAUUACUCCUGUUGUUUCUGCUUGGAAAUGAAGAAGGAAAUUUAUUCCGAAGAUCGAAUAAUCUAAAGGAAAGCUAUAGAAAUUACGGAAGAUGCGGAAGAAGUCUAUAGAUCGUCAUUGAAGGAGUUAGGAUCUAUAUUCUCUAUGAGUAUCUUCCCUUUCAAUAAGGUUCGAUCUUAUUGGAAUAAUGUGCACGAAACGGCAAAUUCUGCAUAUUUUUAUAGCCCUGAUCUUGACAUUUGCAGAAGCAGAACACCAUGAGAUUUACGAAGAUCAAUAUAGAAAAAGUGAUAUCCCUUUCACCUGUUCCGAGGAAGGCUAUCAUCCUGAUCCACACGACUGCAGAGUUUUCUACAGAUGCGUCGAUCAAGGCAACGGUGGUCCUUUGACAAUUUUUAAGUUCGAAUGUGGAAUUGACACAGUAUUUUCCAGAGAAAAAGGAAAUAUAUGCAUUCAUCCAAAUGAUAGUGAACGACCAGAAUGUGGUGGAUUUGAGAAUGAAAUAGAUUCUGAUAUUCAAAAUCUCAGUAUGGAUUCAUACCCAUCUUAUUCUACGUCCACAACAACUAUUAAAAUGACGGACAGCACAAAUAUAGCUACAGCAACCACUACAACAAAGGCUACAAUAACUACCCAAGAUUCAACGACUACAAGAAGAUCUGAAAUUAGUACCGAAUUUUCAACAACUACCCAGCCAUCAACAUCUGAAUCAAAUAAAAAUGAGACGAUUGGUUUAGGAGGAGUACAAUGUACUACUGAUGGAUUUUUAUCUGAUUUACAAGACUGUAGAAAAUUUUAUAGAUGUGUAGACGAAGGUGCUGGAAUAUUACGAAAAUAUGAGUUUACUUGUGGAGUAGGAACUGUUUGGGAUCCGAAGAUCGAAGGAUGCAACCAUGCUUGGGCAGUUACGAGAGAUGACUGCCGACAACGCCAAGAAAAUGGCAAUACAGAUAGCGGACAAUGGAAUGGCGAUAUAGGAGCUAAUGGAGGACAAUGGAAUGGAGAUACAGGAGAUAAUGGAGGACAAUGGAAUGGUGAUACAGAAAGUUGGAAUGGUGACAGUGGUACAUCAGGUAAUAAUAGUAAACCUGGUAAUUCAGGAAUUCCAGAAACACCAGGAAUAUCAGGUACUCCUGGAACAUCAGGCAUAGCUGGAAUACCUGGCUACCCUGGCUCUCCAGGAUCAUCAGGCAUUCCUGGCCUUCCUGGAACAUCAGGUAUUCCUGGAACAGCUGGCACUCCUGGUUCUCUUGGAACACCAGGUACUCAUGCAACAGUUGGCACUCCUGGUUCUCCUGGAACACCAGGUACUCCUGGAUCCCCUGGAACACCAGGUACUCCUGGAUUCCCCGGAACAACAGGAACACCAGGUACUCCUGACAUAGUUGGAACACCUAGUUCUCCUGGUACAUCUGACACAGUUGGAAUGUCUGGUUACCCUGGCUCUCCUGGUACACCCGGAACACCAGGCAUAGCUGGAAUACCUGGCUACCCUGGCUCUCCAGCAUCAUCAGGCAUGCCUGGCCCUCCUGGAACAGCUGGCACUCCUGGUUCCCCUGGAACACCAGGUACUCCUGGAACAGCUGGCACUCCUGAUUCUCCUGGAAUACCAGGUACUCCUGGAUCCCCCGGAACAACAGGAACACCAGGUAUUCCUGGAAUAGUUGGAACACCUAGUUCUCCUGAUACAUCAGGAACACCAGGCAUAGAUGGAAAUCCUGGCUUCCCUGGUUCUCCUGGAUCACCUGGCAUCCCUGGAUCCCCUGGAACAGCUGGCACUCCUGGUGCCCCUGGAACACCAGGUGCUCCUGGAACAGCUGGCACUCCUGGUUCUCCUGGAAUACCAGGUACUCCUGGAUCUCCUGGAACACCCGGAACACCAGGUACUCCUGGAUCCCCUGGAACAACAGGAAAACCAGGUACUCCUGGCAUAGUUGAAACACCUAGUUCUCCUGAUACAUCAGGAACAUCAGGAAUAGCUGGAAAUCCUGGCUUCCCUGGUUCUCCUGGAUCACCUGGCAUCCAUGGAUCUGCUGGAACAUCAGGUACUCCUGUAACAGCUGGCACUCCUGGUUCCCCUGGAACACCAGGUACUCCUGGUAUAACUGGCACUCCUGGUUCUCCUGGAACAGCAGGUACUCCUGGAUCUCCUGGAACACCCGGAACACCAGAUACUCCUGGAACAGCUGGCAUACCUGGUUCCCUUGGAAAACCAGGUACUCCUGGAUCCCCUGGAACAACAGGAACACCAGGUACUCCUGGCAUAAUUGAAACACCAAGUUCUUCUGGUACACCUGGAACAUCAGGUACACCAGGAACACCAGGAAUAGCUGGAAUACCUGGCUACCCUGGUUCUCCUGGAUCAUCUGGCAUCCCUGGCUCUCCUGGAACAUCAGGUUCUCCCGGAACAAUUGGUGCUUCUGGUUCCCCUGGAACACCGGGUACUCCUGGAAUACCUGGCACUCCUGGAAGCCCAGGUUCCCCAGGAACACCUGGUAGUCUUGGAUCCUCUGGCAGCCCUGGAUCCCCUGGUACGCCUGGAACACCAGGCUCACCUGGAUCACCUGGUACUCCUGGAAUUCCUGGCACUCCUGGUACAUCUGAUAUUGCUGUAACCACAGGGAUUCCUGGUAGUUCAGACAUAUCUGGAAGUCCUGUUAUUCCAGAAACUCCGAGUAGCAAUGAUACGUCAGAUACCCCUAUUAUAUCGGGUACUCCAUAUGUAUGCAUCGAAGAGGGAUUCUUCCCUGAUCCAAAGAAUUGUCGUAAAUUUUAUCGAUGUGUAAAAGAUAGCAGUGAAUUCAUAAAAUAUGAUUUUGAAUGUGGUGUUGGAACUGUUUGGGAUUCCACUAUACAAAGUUGUAAUCAUGAGUACAACGUACCAAAUUGUACAAGUAAUGCUGAAGGGGAUUUUACAACACCUGAUUCUUCUGUCAAUGAAAUAGAUUCUUCUACUCCUCUAAGUUCAAGUGAACAGCAACAAGUAAGCACAUCCAGGCCUACUCAAGGCACAACACUAGCUAGUACUUCAGUGUCAUAUCUUCCCCCGGAAACAUCUACAGAAGGCCCGACUACAACGUUUACAAGACCAGAAGAUUCGGCAACAUCGGCAGCAACUGACAGACCUGGUACUUCUGGAACUCUAGGUCCCACCGGACCCAUCUCUCCUGGAACUUCUGGUUCACCUGGAUCACCUGGUAUUCCUGGAUCACCUGGUACUCCUGGCUCACCUGGAUCACCUGGUACUCCUGGAAUACCUGGCACUCCUGGAAGCCCAGGUUCCCCAGGAACACCUGGUAGUCUUGGAUCCUCUGGCAGCCCUGGAUCUCCUGGUACCCCUGGAACACCAGGCUCACCUGGAUCACCAGGCUCACCUGGAUCACCUGGUACUCCUGGAAUUCCUGGCACUCCUGGUACAUCUGAUAUUGCUGUAACCACAGGGAUUCCUGGUAGUUCAGACAUAUCUGGAAGUCCUGUCAUUCCAGAAACUCCGAGUAGCAAUGAUACGUCAGAUACCCCUAUUAUAUCGGGUACUCCAUAUGUAUGCAUCGAAGAGGGAUUCUUCCCUGAUCCAAAGAAUUGUCGUAAAUUUUAUCGAUGUGUAAAAGAUAGCAAUGAAUUCAUAAAAUAUGAUUUUGAAUGUGGUGUUGGAACUGUUUGGGAUUCCACUAUACAAAGUUGUAAUCAUGAGUACAACGUACCAAAUUGUACAAGUAAUGCUGAAGGGGAUUUUACAACACCUGAUUCUUCUGUCAAUGAAAUAGAUUCUUCUACUCCUCUAAGUUCAAGUGAACAGCAACAAGUAAGCACAUCCAGGCCUACUCAAGGCACAACACUAGCUAGUACUUCAGUGUCAUAUCUUCCCCCGGAAACAUCUACAGAAGGCCCGACUACAACGUUUACAAGACCAGAAGAUUCGGCAACAUCGGCAGCAACUGACAGACCUGGUACUUCUGGAACUCUAGGUCCCACCGGACCCAUCUCUCCUGGAACUUCUGGUUCACCUGGAUCACCUGGUAUUCCUGGAUCACCUGGUACUCCUGGCUCACCUGGAUCACCUGGUACUCCUGGAAUACCUGGCACUCCUGGAAGCCCAGGUUCCCCAGGAACACCUGGUAGUCUUGGAUCCUCUGGCAGCCCUGGAUCUCCUGGUACCCCUGGAACACCAGGCUCACCUGGAUCACCAGGCUCACCUGGAUCACCUGGUACUCCUGGAAUUCCUGGCACUCCUGGUACAUCUGAUAUUGCUGUAACCACAGGGAUUCCUGGUAGUUCAGACAUAUCUGGAAGUCCUGUCAUUCCAGAAACUCCGAGUAGCAAUGAUACGUCAGAUACCCCUAUUAUAUCGGGUACUCCAUAUGUAUGCAUCGAAGAGGGAUUCUUCCCUGAUCCAAAGAAUUGUCGUAAAUUUUAUCGAUGUGUAAAAGAUAGCAAUGAAUUCAUAAAAUAUGAUUUUGAAUGUGGUGUUGGAACUGUUUGGGAUUCCACUAUACAAAGUUGUAAUCAUGAGUACAACGUACCAAAUUGUACAAGUAAUGCUGAAGGGGAUUUAACAACACCUGAUUCUUCUGUCAAUGAAAUAGAUUCUUCUACUCCUCUAAGUUCAAGUGAACAGCAACAAGUAAGCACAUCCAGGCCUACUCAAGGCACAACACUAGCUAGUACUUCAGUGUCAUAUCUUCCCCCGGAAACAUCUACAGAAGGCCCGACUACAACGUUUACAAGACCAGAAGAUUCGGCAACAUCGGCAGCAACUGACAGACCUGGUACUUCUGGAACUCUAGGUCCCACCGGACCCAUCUCUCCUGGAACUUCUGGUUCACCUGGAUCACCUGGUAUUCCUGGAUCACCUGGUACUCCUGGCUCACCCGGAUCACCUGGUACUCCUGGAAUACCUGGCACUCCUGGAAGCCCAGGUUCCCCAGGAACACCUGGUAGUCUUGGAUCCUCUGGCAGCCCUGGAUCCCCUGGUACCCCUGGAACACCAGGCUCACCUGGAUCACCUGGUACUCCUGGAAUUCCUGGCACUCCUGGUACAUCUGAUAUUGCUGUAACCACAGGGAUUCCUGGUAGUUCAGACAUAUCUGGAAGUCCUGUUACUCCAGAAACUCCGAGUAGCAAUGAUACGUCAGAUACCCCUAUUAUAUCGGGUACUCCAUAUGUAUGCAUCGAAGAGGGAUUCUUCCCUGAUGCAAAGAAUUGUCGUAAAUUUUAUCGAUGUGUAAAAGAUAGCAAUGAAUUCAUAAAAUAUGAUUUUGAAUGUGGUGUUGGAACUGUUUGGGAUUCCACUAUACAAAGUUGUAAUCAUGAGUACAACGUACCAAAUUGUACAAGUAAUGCUGAAGGGAAUUUAACAACACCUGAUUCUUCUGUCAAUGAAAUAGAUUCUUCUACUCCUCUAAGUUCAAAUGAACAGCAACAAGUAAGCACAUCCAGGCCUACUCAAGGCACAACACUAGCUAGUACUUCAGUGUCAUAUCUUCCCCCGGAAACAUCUACAGAAGGCCCGACUACAACGUUUACAAGACCAGAAGAUUCGGCAACAUCGGCAGCAACUGACAGACCUGGUACUUCUGGAACUCUAGGUCCCACCGGACCCAUCUCUCCUGGAACUUCUGGUUCACCUGGAUCACCUGGUAUUCCUGGAUCACCUGGUACUCCUGGCUCACCUGGAUCACCUGGUACUCCUGGAAUACCUGGCACUCCUGGAAGCCCAGGUUCCCCAGGAACACCUGGUAGUCUUGGAUCCUCUGGCAGCCCUGGAUCUCCUGGUACCCCUGGAACACCAGGCUCACCUGGAUCACCAGGCUCACCUGGAUCACCUGGUACUCCUGGAAUUCCUGGCACUCCUGGUACAUCUGAUAUUGCUGUAACCACAGGGAUUCCUGGUAGUUCAGACAUAUCUGGAAGUCCUGUCAUUCCAGAAACUCCGAGUAGCAAUGAUACGUCAGAUACCCCUAUUAUAUCGGGUACUCCAUAUGUAUGCAUCGAAGAGGGAUUCUUCCCUGAUCCAAAGAAUUGUCGUAAAUUUUAUCGAUGUGUAAAAGAUAGCAAUGAAUUCAUAAAAUAUGAUUUUGAAUGUGGUGUUGGAACUGUUUGGGAUUCCACUAUACAAAGUUGUAAUCAUGAGUACAACGUACCAAAUUGUACAAGUAAUGCUGAAGGGGAUUUAACAACACCUGAUUCUUCUGUCAAUGAAAUAGAUUCUUCUACUCCUCUAAGUUCAAGUGAACAGCAACAAGUAAGCACAUCCAGGCCUACUCAAGGCACAACACUAGCUAGUACUUCAGUGUCAUAUCUUCCCCCGGAAACAUCUACAGAAGGCCCGACUACAACGUUUACAAGACCAGAAGAUUCGGCAACAUCGGCAGCAACUGACAGACCUGGUACUUCUGGAACUCUAGGUCCCACCGGACCCAUCUCUCCUGGAACUUCUGGUUCACCUGGAUCACCUGGUAUUCCUGGAUCACCUGGUACUCCUGGCUCACCCGGAUCACCUGGUACUCCUGGAAGCCCAGGUUCCCCAGGAACACCUGGUAGUCUUGGAUCCUCUGGCAGCCCUGGAUCCCCUGGUACCCCUGGAACACCAGGCUCACCUGGAUCACCUGGUACUCCUGGAAUUCCUGGCACUCCUGGUACAUCUGAUAUUGCUGUAACCACAGGGAUUCCUGGUAGUUCAGACAUAUCUGGAAGUCCUGUUACUCCAGAAACUCCGAGUAGCAAUGAUACGUCAGAUACCCCUAUUAUAUCGGGUACUCCAUAUGUAUGCAUCGAAGAGGGAUUCUUCCCUGAUCCAAAGAAUUGUCGUAAAUUUUAUCGAUGUGUAAAAGAUAGCAAUGAAUUCAUAAAAUAUGAUUUUGAAUGUGGUGUUGGAACUGUUUGGGAUUCCACUAUACAAAGUUGUAAUCAUGAGUACAACGUACCAAAUUGUGCAAGUAAUGCUGAAGGGGAUUUAACAACACCUGAUUCUUCUGUCAAUGAAAUAGAUUCUUCUACUCCUCUAAGUUCAAGUGAACAGCAACAAGUAAGCACAUCCAGGCCUACUCAAGGCACAACACUAGCUAGUACUUCAGUGUCAUAUCUUCCCCCGGAAACAUCUACAGAAGGCCCGACUACAACGUUUACAAGACCAGAAGAUUCGGCAACAUCGGCAGCAACUGACAGACCUGGUACUUCUGGAACUCUAGGUCCCACCGGACCCAUCUCUCCUGGAACUUCUGGUUCACCUGGAUCACCUGGUAUUCCUGGAUCACCUGGUACUCCUGGCUCACCUGGAUCACCUGGUACUCCUGGAAUACCUGGCACUCCUGGAAGCCCAGGUUCCCCAGGAACACCUGGUAGUCUUGGAUCCUCUGGCAGCCCUGGAUCCCCUGGUACCCCUGGAACACCAGGCUCACCUGGAUCACCUGGUACUCCUGGAAUUCCUGGCACUCCUGGUACAUCUGAUAUUGCUGUAACCACAGGGAUUCCUGGUAGUUCAGACAUAUCUGGAAGUCCUGUUAUUCCAGAAACUCCGAGUAGCAAUGAUACGUCAGAUACCCCUAUUAUAUCGGGUACUCCAUAUGUAUGCAUCGAAGAGGGAUUCUUCCCUGAUCCAAAGAAUUGUCGUAAAUUUUAUCGAUGUGUAAAAGAUAGCAAUGAAUUCAUAAAAUAUGAUUUUGAAUGUGGUGUUGGAACUGUUUGGGAUUCCACUAUACAAAGUUGUAAUCAUGAGUACAACGUACCAAAUUGUACAAGUAAUGCUGAAGGGAAUUUAACAACACCUGAUUCUUCUGUCAAUGAAAUAGAUUCUUCUACUCCUCUAAGUUCAAGUGAACAGCAACAAGUAAGCACAUCCAGGCCUACUCAAGGCACAACACUAGCUAGUACUUCAGUGUCAUAUCUUCCCCCGGAAACAUCUACAGAAGGCCCGACUACAACGUUUACAAGACCAGAAGAUUCGGCAACAUCGACAGCAACUGACAGACCUGGUACUUCUGGAACUCUAGGUCCCACCGGACCCAUCUCUCCUGGAUUACCUGGAUCAUCUAUUGCUCCUGGAUCACCUGGUACUUCUGGUACUUUGGAAACCCCUAGCAGCUCUGCCACUCCAGAUUCCUCAGUUAUACCAAGUAAUUCAUAUCUAUGUAAUAAAGAAGGAUUCUUCUCUGAUCCUGAUAGUUGCCAGAAAUUCUAUCGAUGUGUAAAAGAUGGCAAUACAUUCAUGAAAUAUGUAUUUGAAUGUGCCAUUGGUACUGUUUGGGAUUCCAGUAUACAAAGUUGUAAUUACGAUUACAACGUACCAAAUUGUAGGAGUAACAUUGUUGUCGACAUGACAACACCCGAUUCUUCUAUCAAUGAAAUAGAUUUUAUUAAUGGUUCAAGUACAAAUGGACAGUCUGAAGUAAGUACUAGUAAACCUAUGGAAAGUACAACAUCUUCAAUCUUUAGUUCUACUACAAUAACAACUACUAUUAAUCAUGAGGCACAAUCUAUGAUUCCAACAACAAUUAUAUCUACAUCUUAUUUACCACCAUCAAUUUCUGAAGUAAUUAGUAGUACACAAAUGACUUCUAGUACUAAACCUCCUGAAGUUACAUCACAAGUAACAUCAGCCUCAUACUUACCUCCUAUCAGUACUAUGCAGUCAAAUGACGUUGGUCAAUCUGCAACUAUAUCACAACAGGUAAAUACUACUCCAUCAAGUACUGGACAAGUAGGAACGUCGGAUUGUAAUACAGAAAGUUUCAUCCCAAACCCUAAUGAUUGCAAGAAGUUUUAUCGAUGUGUCAGUCAUCAAUCCGGAUUUGUAAGAUAUGAAUUUCAGUGCGGUCCUGGUACUGCUUGGGACCAAAGUAUACAAACAUGUAAUUAUAUUGAACAAGUCAGUUCCUGCAUGAUAAAUAAUAAUGAAAUAGUAGGAGAACAAGGUUCUACCUCAACAACUAAUUCUAGUAAAACACCUGUAACUAUUAAUGAAAAACCUGGACAGACUACAAUAAAACCCUCCUCAACUUAUAUACCAACAACUUCUGACAUCAAUGAGGCUCAGUUUACAUCUACUAAAUCUGAAAAUAUGCAGUUACUUGCAGGAUCAACUACUGAAAGUAUGUCGUCUUCUAAACCGCCAUAUCCAAUUUCAUCUUCGCCAUCUGAAUCGACAGUUUCAUCUUCUGAAUCAAACACAGAAUCAUCUAAUAUGGUCAAACCGCCCUGCACGACAUCCAAAAUUAAUAAUACAAUAGUUUGUAAUGAAGAAGGAUUUUAUCUGCAUCCAAUAUACUGUGAAAAAUUCUAUCGUUGCGUUAACAAUGGAAAAGGAUUUAACGUCUAUCACUUUAAUUGCCCACCGAGUACUAUAUUCGAUCCCAGUAUAAGCGCAUGUAAUUAUCCGGAAUCAGUCUAUCCAGCAAGAGAUUGUACUACAUUAGCAGCAGAGCCAAGUUCAUCUGGUAAUGAUAUUAUAACACAAUCUACAACAAUAUCAGAAGCAACAGAAGAAUCUUUGUCCACUGAGAGUUCAACAACGCAAAUUAAUAACGAAAUGUCUACAGGAACUACAACAUCAAUGGUAGAAUUUACAACCACAGGAAUUUCAACAGAAAUGACAUCUAUGACAUCGGAACAAACAACUUCCGGGGAAAUUACAUCCAUGUCCAGUACUGAAUCAUUCACUUCAACAGUGACCGAAAGGUUAACAGAACCAACAUCAAGUUCCACUGAACAAACAACAGAAUCAACGACAAUUUCUACAGAACAAACAACAGAACCAACAUCAAGUUCCACUGAACAAACAACAGAAUCAACGACAAUUUCUACAGAACAAACAACAGAAUCAACGACAAUUUCUACAGAACAAACAACAGAAUCAACAAGUUUCACUGAACAAACGACAGAAUCAACAACAAGUUCCAUUGAACAAACAACAGAAUCAACUGUAAGUUCCACUGAACAAACAACAGAAUCAACUGUAAGUUCCACUGAACAAACAACAGAAUCAACUGUAAGUUCCACUGAACAAACAACAGAAUCAACUGUAAGUUCCACUGAACAAACAACAGAAUCAACUGUAAGUUCCACUGAACAAACAACAGAAUCAACUGUAAGUUCCACUGAACAAACAAUAGAAUCAACUGUAAGUUCCACUGAACAAACAACAGAAUCAACAGAAGAAUCGUCUAUGAGUUCUAUGCAAUCAGAAGCACCUGCUAGUGAAUCAACAACGGAACAAUUUACUACAGAAUCUCAAAAACAGUCAACAACUGAAUCUCAAGAACAAUCAACGACUGAUAGUUCAGAACAUUCUACCACGGAAUCUCAAGAACCAUCCACCACAGAAUCUCAAGAGUCGAUUACACAGACACAAGAGGGAUCUACUACGGAAUCAGAUGAAUCGACUUCUACAACCAAAGAACCUUCGAUGGUGACAUCUUGUCCUAUUGGAAAUUUAACUGAUGAACAGAUAACUCUUAUUUGUCCCACAGGAUUCCGUAAACAUCCGCGAUAUUGUAAUUUGUUCUACCAAUGUACCAUUGAAGGUAAUAUGGAAAUCAAGGUUCUCGUUUUAAGUUGUCCCGAAAAUACUAUCUUCGACGAGCAAAAAAUUCAAUGUCUUCCUGAAAAUGAAACCAGUCAAGGUUGUACAGGUCUUCGUGCCAAUGCUAGAUUUUACAGAAAGUUGGAAGAAAAUUCUAUAACACCGGUGAAAGUCUCAUCGCAACCUUUAUGUCCUGACAUUGGACAUUAUCCAUAUCAGCAGGGUUGUAGCAACACAUUUUAUAAAUGCAAACGAGACAAUAGAGAUAAUUUGCAAGGAUAUUUUUAUAAGUGUCCUGCGAACUUCAUUUACUGGUCGGUUUCUAGAAGAUGUGAACGUGCUACUCGUCUACCUAUGUGCACACAUUUAGCACACAGGAAGAAUGAUUUUUGGGACAGUCGAUGGCAAUUACCAGUCGAAGACAUCAAUCUUUCCGCGAGAGCAUUGCGUCUCUUUUGAGUCAUUAGCUAAUGAUACACUACUUUCGUAAAUUUCCAAGAACAGUAUAAAUCUCUCAGGUUACAUGCAAAACUUGUCAUCAGGAAACAUUAUACAAGUCUUGCACGUAGAAGUGAAUGAGACGGUUAAUCGGAUUUUGUCAACAUGGCUGCCGAAGAUAUAAUAUUUGACAGAUCUUCGAUAGCCAUCUUGAAACGAUUUACGUUCGUUCCAGCUUCUACAAUGAAACUGAUAAUAUUUUUCUAUUAUAAUCAGUUUCAUUUAGAGUAGUUAGUUUAAAUAAUUACUAAUUAUCAUCGAUCAUAAUUCAUAUCAUCGUGCCGUUCAAUUUUUUUUGAAGACAAUAUUGAAUAUUUUUGACAAGAGAUCAUAAGCGAUAAUUGGGGUUUUGGUUGCGGGACUUGUAUGCAAUACACGACUGUAUUUAAUAGUAUAGUAAAUCAUAUGUAUAUUUAUUAAGCUGAUAAUUAGUUUAAAUAGUAUUGAUAGAAGUUCACGGAAAGAUUCUCAGGAAAUGUUUUCGUUGUGGAGUGAUCUAUACUCUUAAAACGGGAAUAACAUUUUUGAAGCGACUGAAUUUAUAUGUUUGAAAUGUAAAAAAAAAAGAGGAAGAGAGAUCUUCAUAAGAAACAAAAUUAAACAUUUCAAUCAAUUUCUAUAUUUACCUUGUACAUAAUUAUGUUUUCGUACUUCUAAUUCAAUAUAUCAUUAUAAGUAAUAUAGACACAUAGUAUACAAAUAUUUUAGUAAAUAUGUAUACAUGAUUUUCGCGUGUUUAUAUACGAUCUCUGCCUAAACGACUACAAAUAAAAUGUGAGUUUUUCAAUGUAAUGUGUAUCUUAUUUUCCUGAAAUAUAGUCGUUUAAGAAAAAAAUUUACUACAUACAGAUAUUGCCAUAU